This is a messenger RNA of Folsomia candida, 2270 nucleotides long. RefSeq names its product protein ROP. The coding region runs from base 202 to 2100 and encodes 632 amino acids. The transcript is spliced from 15 exons. Gene Ontology annotation, biological process: vesicle-mediated transport; intracellular protein transport. The record is from RefSeq and is a predicted model, not a curated record. Gene Ontology annotation, molecular function: syntaxin binding. Gene Ontology annotation, cellular component: secretory granule; plasma membrane. Lineage: Eukaryota; Metazoa; Arthropoda; Collembola; Entomobryomorpha; Isotomidae.
GUUCUUCGUUCUAUCUGUCCAUGGGAUUUCUUUUGACAUAAGAAUAGAACGCAAUGUAGAAUCUGCAUUGUAGAUAAGAAGAUUACAAAGUUCUGAUAAUCUACCUUAGUGAUAAUCAACCAACAUUGGAGGUGUAGGUAAACAGACAAGAAAAUAACAAAAGAGAUGAAUGAAUCAUCGUGUUAACCAACAACCAAUGCAAUGUGGUCAGUCCCAAAACAUGUCGUUGAAGCUUGUCAGAAAUAUUUGGACACGAAAAGGAAGGGUUCAAACGCAAAAAGAAUACAUAGCCGGAAGGGCAGUACACCAGACAUGGGGUUGUUGAAGAGAAUUUCGAAGCAAAUGAUUAUCAAUGAUGUCAUUCGGAGUACAAUUGUGGAAAGAAAGACAGAUGAAAUUUAUUGGAGAGUUUUGAUCUUGGAUCAUUUUUCAAGCAAGAUUGUGUCCCAUUGUUGUGGAAUGCAUGACAUUACGGCAGAAGGGGUCACCUUGGUCGAAGAUUUACAUAAAAAACGAGAACCGUUACCAUUCUUGGAAGCCAUUUAUAUCCUGAAACCCACUGAUGCUAACUCUGUAGAUGCUCUGCUUGCCGACCUCAACUCGAAUCCCAACAUCUACAAGGCGUUCCAUGUGUUCUUUAUUGAAUUAUGUCCAAUGAGUAUAAUCGAAAAGUUUGCUGACGUCCUUAACAUAAGCAGAGUAAAAACCUUCAAAGAGAUCAACAUGUCUUUCAUUCCAUACGAGAGUCAUGUAUUUUUGUUGGAAAAUCGACCCCGGGUCACCCGUCUCUAUUACAAUUCCCUGGAAGAUUUAACCGAAGUUACGCUCAACAUUGACAUUAUGGCCACUCAAAUCGCAACCUUAUGUGCCUGUUUGGGUGAAAAUCCCUCAAUACGAUACCGGUCAGCAUUUAUAAAAAAUUCCGACUUGGCUCGUACGAUUGAUCAGAAGCUUCAAGAAUAUAAAAAAUUGGAUCCUACAAUGGGGGCAGGGACAGAGAAAUCCCGAUCACAGCUUCUGAUUUUGGAUCGAGGGUUCGAUAUUGUCUCCACAGUUUUGCAUGAAUUAUCUUUUGAAGCAAUGAUCCACGAUUUACUUCCACUUAAAAAUGGAGCAUACCAGUUGAAGUCCAGCACUGGAGAGGUAAAGAAUGUUUUCUUGGAUGAAGAUGACGAGUCAUGGAAAGAACUCAAGCAUUUGCACAUUGCAGAAGUCAGCAAAAAAGUAUCUGACGAUUAUCAGGACUUUGCAAAAUCAAAAAACAUUGAAACACCCGACGGUCAGCAAGUUGGUUUAAGGGAUUUGCAAAUGAUGGUCAAGAAGUUACCUCAAUACCAAAAGGAAAUGACAAUGUUUGCCACGCAAAUUAGCAUGGCGAGUGACUGCAUGAAAGUGUAUGAGAGAAUCAAGAAUCUACUAUUACUUGAACAAGAUCUCGCAACAGGGGAGGAUGCCAAUGGAGAACCAAUUAAAGGAAUUAUGAAUAAAAUGUUCCCCGUGUUAAUGGAAGUUGACAGUGAAAGUGUAACAGAAUACGAAAAACUGAGACUUAUCAUUCUUUACAUCAUUUCAAGAAAUGGAGUAACUGAAGAAAUCCUUACAAAACUCUUCACUCACGCAAUGUUAAAUCCCGCAUUUCGAGAAAUGAUUGAAAACUUGGCCCUUCUUGGACCUAACGUUGUGGUCAUAGGGGAUUCACGGAAAGAAACGCACAAUGUUGAAAGAAAGAAUAGAGAUGAACCUGGAAAGUGUUUUUAUACGACAUCGAGAUGGACACCUGUUCUGAAGGAUCUUGCCGAGUUCGUGCUUGAAGAUCGCUUAGACAAGAAAAGUUUUCCAUACCAGUUUAACAGAAAUGCUGACACGGGAUACAAAAUUCCUGCAAGUACAAGAUAUGUUCAACAAUGGUAUCCAAAAAGUGGGCAACAGACACGAAGUGGACCACGGCUCAUAAUUUUUGUUGUCGGAGGCAUUUCACUUUCGGAAAUUAGAUCUGUUUAUGAGAUAAACAAGUCGCAAUCAGAAUGGGAAGUUGUAAUCGGCUCUACUGAGAUACUGACACCAAGUAAUUUUCUAAAAGAUUUGGAAACUUUGGCAUAAAUGUCAAUUUCUAGUUAUACUCAACCAAAGUAUCAGACAAUUCAUGAAAAGUUUACUCUGGAGAUGUCAAUGCCUUUAAAGCCAAAUUUAAAUUUAACCAACUAACAAUUAAUGUGAAAUAUAGAAAACUUAUAACCAUUAAGGAUAUUAAAAUAUAUUAUUAAACUUUA